Molecule: messenger RNA, 8518 nt
Organism: Anarrhichthys ocellatus (wolf-eel)
Lineage: Eukaryota; Metazoa; Chordata; Actinopteri; Perciformes; Anarhichadidae
Gene: ptprz1a
Product: protein tyrosine phosphatase receptor type Z1a
Exons: 30
Coding region: 227-5818 (1863 amino acids)
Biological process (GO): peptidyl-tyrosine dephosphorylation
Molecular function (GO): protein tyrosine phosphatase activity; protein binding
Source: RefSeq, a predicted model, not a curated record
UGGAGGAGAGCGGACGGAGCGGAGCGGCGCACCGGGAUCCGGGAUCUGUACCACACAUACGCGACAGCAAGACCACAACCGACCGAGCGACCAGGCAGGAGCGGAGGGACAUGGAGCUGUGAGGGCUGCGGGCGGACCGGGACCUGCUCCCCCCCCCCAAAAACAUCACUGUUUUGUUUAUUUACCGCAUCUACGAGCUUUUUUUCUCCCCACCACCACCUCAAACAUGGAGACCACACGCUGCUGGCAGCUCCCGGCUGCACUUUUCAUCCUCAUCUGCCAACAAGCUGGAGGAUAUGGUUACAGGAAUCAACGCAAGUUCUCAGAAGACAUCGACUGGUCGUACGCAGGAACCUUGAAUCAGAACAACUGGGCCAAGAAGUUUCCGUCCUGCAGCAACGCCAAGCAGUCUCCCAUCGACAUCGAGGAGAACCUGGCUCAGGUGAAGCUGCAGUACCAGAAGCUGAUGUUUGACGGCUGGGAGAGUCUGACGAGCGACAGGACGACCAUCAAGAACGACGGCAAGACCGUGGCGGUCGAUGUGGACGGAGAGUUCUACGUGAGCGGAGGCAGCUUAAGGUCAGAGGUCAAGGUGGGACGUAUCACCUUCCACUGGGGGCGCUGCAACGCCUCCUCAGAGGGCUCCGAACACAGUCUGGAUGGAGUCAAAUACCCUCUGGAGAUGCAGAUCUACUGUUAUGAGGCGCAUCGCUUCGACUCGUUAGAUGAGACCAUCAAGGCCGGAGGAAGAAUCACAGCGCUCGCCGUGCUGUUCGAGACGAGCGUCGACGACAACGUGAACUAUGCCGCCAUCAUGGACGGCAUCAACAGCGUGAGCAGAUACGGAAAGAGAGCCAAGGUUCUGCCCUUCGCCCCUCGAGGCCUCCUGCCGAACUCCACGGAGAAAUACUUCAUCUACAACGGCUCGCUGACCACGCCGCCCUGCAGCGAGACCAUCGAGUGGAUCGUCUUCAAGAGCACGGUGGCCGUCUCCGACGAACAGCUGAAGAUGUUCUGCGAGGUGAUGACGAUGCAGCAGGCCGGAUACGUGAUGCUCAUGGACUACCUGCAGAACAACUACAGGGAGCAGCAGCAACAGUUCAUGGGUCAGGUGUUCUCCUCCUACACCGGCACCGAGGAGGUGCUCACACCAGUGUGCAGUUCGGAGCCGGAGAACAUCCAGGCGGUGCCUCACAACCUCAGCAGCCUGCUGGUGACGUGGGAGCGGCCCCGGGCGGUGUACGACUCCAGCAUCGAGAAAUACUCCGUCACCUACCGACCGGCCAACAUGGAGAACUCCGCCCCCUCUAUAUACCUGACCGACGGAGACCAGGACGUGGGGGCGAUACUCGACGACCUGCUGGCCAACACCAGCUACGUGGUCCAGGUGGUGGCGGUGUGCACCAACAGUCUGUACGGACGUUUGAGCGACCUGCUGACGGUCGCCAUGCCCAUCGACGACCCCGAAACUGCACUGGAUCCAGAUUUAGAUGAAUUUGACGACGAGGGCAACCAUCAACCCGACCUGUCCUGGAAUGAACUGGUCCAAACCGAGGACUACGAUCCGGCCUGGAUACCUACAAACUCUCCUAGGACCACGACCUCUGGAUACCAUCUUUUACCUCUACCUGGCGUCAUAACCACAACAGCAGAAUCUGGUCGGAGGAAAACCACCACUGAUCCGGAUCCCCCCGUCAGAUCCACCCAGCACGGUCAAGUCCUGGGCCAUUCUGAAGAGACUGCACACCGCAGUACCACCACACGUCCACCAGAGGUCCCUCUUUCAACCAAAACCACAGGAGAAGCUGACUUCAGUGGCAACGCUCCUUUUUACUCCACAACAGCAACCAGUGCAAAGACAAAAGGUGGUAAAAGUAUUUCUUCAUACAGCAGCACCGCGACGACGCUGAGGUCCCGUCCUAGUGACGUGAGCAGCACAACGAGGUCGUCGUCCUUCAUCCGGGCAGAGACCGACCGAGGCCUGGCGCGUCCUAUAAACAGAGACGCCGCCGCUGAUGGAGACAUGUCCACUGGACCUGGAGGUCUUCCAGAGAUCCAAACUCCCACCUCCCAGCCUUCCUCCUCGGGUGAAGCUGUUCCACGUAGGCCCACAAGUCCCGGCAUGCCCCACUUUUCGUCCACCGCGACCUCUGUCCAGUUGAGUGGCGUUCUCUUGCAGACCACACAGCCGAUGUCCAACGGUGAGCGCACCUCUAUCCUCCCCUCCACCUCCUCCUCUUCCUCCUCCUCCUCCUCCCCUCUGUGUGACACCGCGGACCCCUCCACCUGCCUGCAUGACCUUCCCUCCUCUUCUUGGCCCGUGUUGUCCGCCUCUGCAUCGGACUCCCAGCAUGCCGCUCCGCUGUCUAGCAAAGACCCGGCUUCUCCCUCAACCCCCACGCUCCCUGACUCGACCUUGCCUCACCUCCCUCACCCCUCACACCCCCUGUCUGGUUGGAAGAGUGUCGUCCCCGAUGUCGGGUUCGACGAUAGCGAUAGCGAUGGUGAUUUGUUGUCUGGGUCUUCAUCUUCGUCGGUCUCCUCAGGUGACCACUCAGUGUUUAGCGAUACCCCUCCUCUCCAAACGGUGCCGGAUCCGUCUGGCGCCACGUCCGAAUCUCCCUCCUGGGAUCCGUCGCUCUCAACAGUCUCUCUCUCUCUCAGCCCGACCCUCCAGCCUUCAGUUCUCCUCUCUAGUGACUUCACCCUUUCCGGCACGACUCCGGGCUUGUCCCGUUCUCUCUCGGUUGGGUUCGAGGACGCAAGGUACGCCACGGGGAGCACGAUAGAGUCUUUUCUCCCUGAGGUCAGCGGUGACGGGUUUCCCUUCCCUAGCGACGUGGACCCCGUGUGCGGCUGUUCUCUAGAGCCGACGUCGUCCUCGUCCUGGUUGCAUGCCUCUCCUCAUGUACCCCUGCCGUCCUCGGCCUGGAACUCUGCUAGCUUAGAGCUUUACUCUAGCGUGGGCUUCUCUUCGGCCUCUGGUGUUGGUGUAGACGAUCUCCUAAACUCUCUAUCUGUGGCGGGUUCUGAUGGUCUGUCCUUAGACCAGCCUCUUCAAUCCCAUAGCGCUCAUAUCUCUCCCACAUCGUCCUCUUCACACUCCCUCCUUCUCCGAGUCACCCAUAGUGACCUGCCCGUUUCUGUUGCAGCCACAGCGUCUGCCGUCAGGGAUCCCUGGUUCUCUGCAUCAGAUGGGAACUCCGCUUUACAAACCUCUGCCCUCCCUUCCUCACCCACAGCCUCCCCCUUAACCCCCACCCCAGAAGGACAGGCGUUAGACACUAGCAGCAGUGCCUCGGGCUCGGCCCUGAUCCCUGACUCCCCGGAGGACGUAGAUCAGGAGUGGGACAGGGUUCAAACCUCGGCCUCUGGAGACAGCGCGUUCCCUAUUUCAACCAAAGUUACUAAUUCCGCUCACCCGUCCGCGACCUCCGAGUCCGGCCAGUCCCCCGAUGAUUUGGACGAACGCUCCUCGGCGUUCUAUUUCGAUAGCGAGAGCGGCAGUGCCAUCACCUCGGAGGUAGGAGGCACAGCGACGCCAACCGCUCCCGCGGUAACGUCCGCUUCGCCCUGGUCGCUGGCCGGGGAGGAGGAGAGUGGCUCGGGGCAGGCUGAAGGCCUGUACGACAACGAGACGUCCUCCGACUUCAGUAUCUCCGAGCACACAGAAAGAGAGUCGGAGGAAAAGGAGCCAGUCGCAGAUGCCAGCAGCAGCAGCCACGAGUCCAGAGUGGGUUCGAUCCGGGACAGAGAGAGGAAGGCUGUGGUUCCUCUGGCCGUCAUCUCCACCCUCACCGGCCUCGGCCUGAUCGUCCUCAUCGGUAUCCUCAUCUACUGGAGGACCUGUUUCCAGACGGCUCACUUCUACAUCGACGACAACUCAUCACCGAGAGUCAUCGCUGCACCGUCCACUGCUGCAUUAACAUCUGACGAGCAAACAUCUUUUCCAGUGAAGCAGUUUGUGAAACACGUGGCCGAGCUUCACGACACAAAUGGCUUCCAGCGAGAGUUAGAGAUACUGAAGGAGAGUUGCGAGGAGGUUCAGACGUGCACGGUGGACAUGGGGAUAACGACCGACAGCUCCAACCAUCCCGACAACAAAACUAAAAACAGAUACAGCAACAUCCUGGCCUAUGACCACAGCCGAGUGAGACUCUCGUCGCAGACGGACAAAGACGGGAAGACUGGAGAUUACAUCAACGCCAACUACGUGGAUGCGUUUAAGAAUCCGCGGUCGUACAUCGCCGCUCAGGGUCCUCUGAAGUCGAGCACCGAGGACUUCUGGAGGAUGAUUUGGGAGCAAAACGUCUGCGUCAUCGUGAUGAUCACCAACCUGAUGGAGAAAGGAAGAAGGAAGUGUGAUCAGUACUGGCCGGCGGAGGUGCAGGAGGAGUACGGCAGCUUCCUGGUGACGGUGAAGAGCAGCAGAGCGCUCGCCUACUACACCCAGAGGAGCUUCACUGUGAGGAACACCAACACCAAGAAGGGCUCCCAGAAGGGGCGGAGCAACGAGCGGACGGUGACUCAGUACCAUUACACCCAGUGGCCCGAUAUGGGCGUCCCAGAGUUCGCUCUCCCGCUGCUCAGCUUCGUCCGCAAGUCGUCCAAAGCCAGGGCGGAGGACAUGGGGCCCAUGGUGGUGCACUGCAGCGCUGGCGUGGGCCGCACGGGUACGUACGUGGUCCUGGACAGCAUGCUGAAGCAGAUGAGAGACGAGAGCAGCGUCAACAUCACGGGCUUCCUCAAACACAUCCGCACACAGAGGAACUACCUGGUUCAGACUGAGGAACAGUACGUCUUUAUCCACGACGCCUUGGUGGAGGCCAUCUUGUCUGGAGAGACGGAGGUGGCGGCGGCUCAGCUGCACAGGUACGUGGACGAGCUGCUGAUCCCGGGGCCCGCUGGGAGGACGCGCCUGGACAAACAGUUCAAGCUGGUUUGUCACUCUGGAGUGAAGCAGUGUGACUCCUCUGCAGCUCUGCAGGACUGCAACCGCAGCAAGAACAGAAGCUGCUCCAUGGUGCCUGUUGAGAGGUCACGAGUGCGCCUGUCUACGGCAGCGGGGGAAACGUCCGACUACAUUAACGCAUCAUACGUCACAGGUUACAGGCAGAGCAGCGAGUUCAUCAUUACCCAGAAUCCUUUGCCCGGCACCAUAAAGGACUUCUGGAGGAUGAUAUGGGACCACAACGCCCAGGUCAUCGUGUCGCUGAUGGGGACGCCGUCAGGCGAGACGCCCAAGGAGGAGGCGGAGCUGUGUGUCGUCUGGCCCCGUAAAGGGCAGCCAAUCAGCUACGAGAUGUUCACCGUCACCCAGAAGAGUGAGAAUCAUAUCUGUCUGACAAACGAGGACAUGCUGGUGGUCCAGGACUACGUGCUGGAAGCUACACAGGACGAUUAUGUUUUGGAGGUGAAACACUUCCGAGCCUCCCGCUGGCCAAAUCCAGACAGUCCCAUCAGCAACACCUUCGAGCUCCUCAACCUGGUGAAAGAGGAGAGCACCACCAAGGACGGCCCCAUUGUGGUCCACGAUGAUGUUGGUGGAGUCACAGCAGGAACGUUCUGCGCUCUGUCAUCUCUAACUCGUCAGCUGGAGGCCGAAGGUUCGGUCGACGUCUUCCAAGUGGCCAAGCUGACGAACCUCAUGAGACCAGGCAUCUUCAGCGACAUCGAGCAGUACCAGUUCCUGUACAAAGCAAUGUUGAGUCUCAUCGGGACGCAAGAAGAUGAGAAAACCCUCCAGUCCUCAGACAACAACGGCACCAUUGUGGUGGGAACCGCCAGCACUGCAGAGAGCCUUGAAUCCCUGGUGUAACCUGCCCCCCCACCCCCACAAAGAACUUGUUUAACUUUUACAAAUGAGCAACAGCAUUCUGUCCCUCCACUUCAAUCACCAACAGAGCUUCUCCUGAUGCCAGACUCAUGCUACAACUACUAAAUAGAAAUCCUCAGCAUUCAGGAGGACUCCGUGUGGUAGUUUGUACUGAAUGAGGUUUUUUCUCCACUGGAUCUGGAUCUGGAUCUGCCUGCGGUUUUGUAAUGUGUGCCUUUUUGUAUUUUUCAUUCUGUACUUCUAACUUUGAUACAAGCUGUAGACUAACUGUCCACUGUUUUAACGCUGUACUGCCCUGACACGUUUCACUUAACUAACUUAACUUUUCCUAAACCUUUGUAUUUAUUGGCACUGAGCCAAAUGGGGGAGGAUAAAAAAGGGAAAAAGCAUCUUUCUACAUCAAAUGAGAUAUUUUGUUAGCUUGUCUUUGAUAGAACUCCUGCACUGAACUCCUUUCUGUAAAUACCAUCGCAACGGUAACAGCAGUUUGCUAUUGCAGUCAAAUAUAAAAUAAGGGCCUGGAAUAAUAAAAAAUAAUAAUCUAAUGUAAAUAAUAUUAUAGUAAUCAACUUGGACCAAAUUUCUAUUUAUACUUUUAGAUUUUUAUAUUUGACCAUUUUUAGUGCAUUCAAAUGUUGUGGUUUAAUUCUAAUUGCUUAGUUGGAGAACAUUAAUGCUUUUAUAUUCUGGAUUUUGUAACAGACUAAAUGUGAUGCAUGGGGUAGACUGACAUGUUUGUUUUUUAGCUGGACAUGAAACACUGCUGGAUUAUUAGCUAGAGGAUUAAAUAAGAGAAAGAACACCAAAGAAGGAGCCGUUUGAAAUGUUUUUGUUACUGUGUGCAUAACUCCACGCACGCACGCACACGCACACACAGUGCAGUCUGUUAAGAAAAACCAGCCAAUAAUGCUUUUACUAUUUUUCUUUAGUUAUAUAAAGCUUCAUCCUUCAUAGGUAUGGGACACUUAGUUUUAAUUUUAUUCUUUAAAGUUUCUCAGGCUGCCCAUUAGUUUGAUAUUUGUGUGUACAAUAGUGUUUUUUGUCCUGCAGGGAUAAAAAACAUCAAAAUAUGGCAUCAACAGGGCUCAGCCUGUGGGGACCAUGAAUAUCCACAAGACAUUUCGUAAGAAUGGUAGCCAACGGGAUUUUUCAUAUCACGAUAACAAAAGGUAAACAAAAAGUAAAACGUGACUCCAAGCAGGACGACAAAGAGGCAAUCAAAAAUUGCCUGAAAAAGCGGGAUACAUGAAUUUACAUUUCUGGGCUUUAGCUGAUGCGUUUACUCAAGAGUGACUUACAGACGCAGAAUGAGCCUCACGGUCUACCAACAGGAAGGAGGUCAGAGGUCACGACGACAAGACAAAAGAUGGAGCAGACGCCCAUGUGAGCCUGACAGGAGAGAGGUGUUAAAGACACAAACGCAGAAAUAGAGAAAAUAAAGAUGUGGCUCUGAUGAAAACCAAGUGUUGUCCAGCCUGUGGAUUAUACAUUUUCCCUUUAUGGAGUCAUGCUUUAAUCCCUCCGCUGAACUGGUUAUUCCAAUUGAUUUCCCAUGUCUUAAUCCGGGCUAAGACUCAAGAAACGUGCCUUUUCAGGACAGAAAAUAGGUCAAGUGUCCCAGACGUCAUCUUGACCGGCCGCCGUAUCCACACCUUCAUUUGCAUUUUUGACUUCUCAUAAUUACAUGCCCAAUUAUCCCCUGCUUGGUGGCCUCAUUUGCAUGGCUGCCUCCAAAUUGAGUGGAAGCAAACAGGCUGAUUGUCUUUCUUCUAGAGGCUGAGAAGUCUUCAGAACAGAAUCCCUGGAGUCCAAUAUUUGACUAUUGCUUGAAUCUGAACGAUAGAGAUACAGUGGUGAAGGAAGUACGUUUAGUAAAAUACUACAGUGCAAAUGUACUCCAUUACAUGUGAAAGUUCUGUACUUAAGUAUUAUAAGCAAAAUGCACUUUGAAUCACAUGUACUAUUGGUCUGUUAAAUCUACAGUUUGCCUAUAAAAUAUCAAUCUGAAGUAACUAAGAGUUGUCACAUAAAUGUCAAAUCAGCAAAAUAAUUACAGGAGCUUCAAGGAUGUUUAAAAAGUUACUAAAAGCAUGAUUUAUGAAAAGCUUGAAAAGGUUCAGUUUGCCCAAAUACCUACUAAUAAAAUAAACAUUCCACUUACCUUUACCUGUAUGGAGGCUGCAACGUGCCAACCGUGUAAUUAAAUACUUUGUUUCAUUACAAUUAAUUAAUAAAUUGAUACAAUAAAAAAACUUUACUAUAAACUAUUAAAUUGCAUCGGCAUUGAAGAGAUACUAAAUAAUAUGAUUAUUACAUUUGCAAUAGCUAUUUCUGUAUCUAAGUCAUAAAAGUAGAAGAAAGAAUGUAACAGAAUUUGUUUUAUUCAUAUAACAUUUUUAGAAAGCAAAAUGUUCGAUCAAAACAAGCUUUUACAGACAAAUGAGUGGCGUCAAUGUCAACUGAAACAUUAAGGACAAAAAAAUGGUUUCACCAGGCGGUAAAUAAAACCAAUACUUUUAUCGCCAACAUGUUAGUGUUGCUCUCUUUUGCCCACAACAUGUGUAGUUUCAUCUGAAUUUACCAGUCUUUGUGUCAUGAGAUACAAACCUAUAAAUCUAUCCAACACGCUGCCGUUUAAAACCUUCUGGAUGCCCACAUAUAAACUACAUUAAGUAUACAUAU